Messenger RNA from Dimorphilus gyrociliatus, 1541 nucleotides. The record is from the annotation of a GenBank genome assembly. NCBI's taxonomy places the organism in Eukaryota, Metazoa, Annelida, Polychaeta, Dinophilidae.
AUUCUGAGUGCAAUCGUGAAGGCAGCUACAGCAACAUGAGCGUUCGAGAGAGAAAUAUUGGUUCAAACGGGGACGAUGGUGUGUCAAUUGCAUCAUCUAAUUCUAAAGUAGGAUUGAAGAAAAGAGUUGGAUUAGUUGCUGGAAUUUCUUUAAUUGUUGGAACUAUGAUAGGAUCGGGAAUUUUCAUCUCCCCCAAGGGAGUAACUAGGGGAUCUGGAUCAGUAGGAUUGUCUCUUAUAUCUUGGUCUAUCUGUGGAAUAAUAUCAAUGUUUGGAGCACUUUCACUAGCCGAACUUGGAACUAUGAUUCCAAAGUCGGGAUGCGAAUAUGCAUAUUUACUAGAAUGCUAUGGAGGAAAAGAGAAAUAUAGAUCAAUUGGUAGAAUACCGGCAUUUCUUUUUAAUUGGGUUUCAAUGUUGUUAAUAAAGCCGUCAUCGAUUGCUAUCAUAUCUCUAACUUGCGCCGAAUACGUAAUGGUACCAUUUUUUGACGACGGUUGCGGUGAGCCUCCAACUCCAAAUAAGAAAAUCAUGGCUGCUCUAGUUAUAAUUCUUCUUACUGCUGUCAACUGCUUUUCCGUCAAGUUAGCAGCAAGAAUUCAAGUUGUCUUUACAGUUGCAAAACUAAUAGCCAUCGCUGUAAUUAUUAUUGGAGGAAUUGUAAGACUUGGCCAAGGUCAAACAGCUAUUUUGGCGACUGGAUUUACGGGUACAAAUAAACAAGUGGGUAAAAUUGCUAUUGGUAUUUACAACGGCAUGUGGGCCUACGAUGGAUGGAAUAAUUUAAAUUACGUAACAGAAGAGAUUAUUAAUCCAAACGUUAAUCUACCUCGUUCAAUCUUAAUUGGUAUUCCGUUGGUUACUGUAUGUUAUCUUUUGGUAAAUAUUAGUUACUUUACUGUAAUGACUCCGGCUCAACUACUGGAUUCAACGGCUGUUGCUAUUGAUUUUCUAAAAACUUUCGAAGGAGAAAUCAGAUAUAAAAUGGUCUUAAUAAGUCUACUCAUUGCCGCUUCCGCUUUUGGUUCAAUAAAUGGUUCCAUGUUUGCAGCCGGAAGACUCUUCUAUGUUGCUGGAAGAGAGGGACACAUGGUAGAAGUGAUGGGAAUGGUUCACGUUAAAAGAAAUACGCCAAUCCCAUCUUUAGUCUUUGUCUCUUUUAUCGCACUUCUUAUGAUAAUACCAGCUGAUAUUGAAUCGUUAAUUGAUUUCUUUAAUUUCUCGGCCUGGAUUUUUUACGGGCUAACAAUGUCUGCACUUAUUGUAAUGAGAUUUACUAGAAAAAAUGAACCAAGACCAUAUAAGGUCCCAAUAAUCAUUCCAAUCAUCGUUCUGAUAGCAUCUUGCUAUCUUGUUGUUGCUCCAAUUAUUGAUGACCCAAGAAUGGAAUUUUUAUACGCUUCAAUAUUUAUAGUUGGUGGUUUGUUCUUCUACUUUCCUUUAGUAUAUUUCCAUAAAAUACCACCAUUUAUGGCAACGGUAACCGCAUACCUUCAACUCUUUUUCGAGAUUAUCUCACCAGAAGCUGAGGCAAACGAUUAG